UCUGCGUGAAGCCAUGAACUGGUGCAACCGUGCAAUGGAGAUAAGCCAGCUCUGGUUGCUGUGUGCAACACUCGCCGUGUCACUCCUCUACUACGCGAGCAACCGGAGACGCUGCGUGGGUGGCCGGCGAUGUCCGCCUGGCCCCAUGCCGCUCCCGUUCAUCGGCAACCUGCACAACCUGCGCGGCCACCGCCCACCCACGCUCGCGAGCCUGGCGCGCAUCUACGGCCCCGUGAUGAUGCUAAAGAUGGGCCUCACCACCACCGUCGUCAUCUCCUCCGGCGACGCCGCGAGGGAGGCCUUCACGAAGCACGACCGGCACCUCGCCGCGCGCACGGUCCUGGACGUGGCCCGCUCUCUCGGCUUCGCCGAUCGGUCCAUGAUAUGGCUGCCGAGCUACGACCCUGUCUGGAAGACGCUCCGCGGCAUCGCGGCUGCGAACAUCUUCUCGCCGCGCAGCCUCGCCGCUCUGCGCGGCGUCCGCGAGAGCAAGGUGCGCGACCUGGUGAGCUACUUCCGCGGGCGUGCCGGGGAGGAGGUGGACGUCCGCCACGCCGUGUACGGCACCAUGCUCAGCCUCGUGUCGAGCUCGUUCUUCUCCGUUGACGUUGUGAACCUGAGCGCCGAGUCGGAGAACGAGUUCCGGCAGAGCAUGACGUUCCUCAUGGAGGUGGUCUCGAAGACGAACGUCUCCGAUCUUUUCCCUUUCCUCCGGGCGCUCGACUUGCAAGGGUGGCGUCGCACGACGGAAAAGUAUAUGGGCAGAGUCAUCUCCUUCUUGGAUGACGUGAUUGACCGCCGGUUGGCCGAGGCCGACGGCGCGGCGUCCAAGCACAGGGACUUCCUCGACUCCCUCCUCGAGCUCGUGUCCGCCGGUAAGAUCGCCCGUGACAACGUGACAAUCAUUCUGCUUGACGUGUUUUUGGCAGGGAGCGACACGAUCACGGCCACGGUGGAGUGGGCGAUGGCCGAGCUGCUCCGCAACCCAAGUGAGAUGGCCAAGGCGCGAUCCGAGGUGCACGGCGCUCUCGGCGGCAGGGAAUCCGUCGAGGAGCCCGACAUCGCGAGGCUGCCAUACAUCCAGGCGGUGGUGAAAGAGGCGAUGCGGCUGCACCCGGCAGCGCCGCUGCUGCUGCCGCACCGGGCCGUGGAGGACGGCGUGGAGGUCGGCGGCUACGCCGUGCCGAAGGGCUCGAUGGUGAUCUUCAACGCGUGGGCGAUAAUGCGCGACCCGGCGGCGUGGGAGAGGCCCGGCGAGUUCAUGCCGGAGCGGUUCUUGGCCAGGGCGGAGGAGGUGGACUUCUGGGGGAAGACGUUCGAGUUCAUCCCGUUCGGGUCCGGCCGGAGGGUGUGCGCCGGCCUGCCGAUGGCGGAACGCGUCGUGCCGUUCAUGCUGGCGUCGCUGCUGCACGCGUUCGAGUGGCGACUCCCCGACGGCGUGUCCGCCGAGGAGUUGGACAUGAGCCACAAGUUCACCGUCGCCAAUUUCCGCACCGUCCCUCUCAAGGCCGUGCCCACUCUGAUCCGCAGCGUCAGCUAGAUUGCUAUCUUUAAUUGUAUCAAUGGACAAUGGCCCACCCGUCGAGUUUGAUCGGUCGUCGUAUUCUCACCUUGUUGGGUCUUAAAGUACUUCUAUAGUUUUAAAAUAUAAAUAUUUAUAGUAUUUAAAUAUGAUGCUAUACUACAAAUAAUUGUAUUACUAUCGCGACCACCGACCUUAUAUACGCAUUAUAUUGUUAUGAAACAAAUUCUACGCAGGGACUGAAUAAAAUAUAAGGGG
Molecule: messenger RNA, 1780 nt
Organism: Oryza brachyantha (malo sina)
Lineage: Eukaryota; Viridiplantae; Streptophyta; Magnoliopsida; Poales; Poaceae
Product: cytochrome P450 76M5-like
Exons: 1
Coding region: 14-1540 (508 amino acids)
Molecular function (GO): monooxygenase activity; heme binding; oxidoreductase activity, acting on paired donors, with incorporation or reduction of molecular oxygen
Source: RefSeq, a predicted model, not a curated record